CUUUUUGGUCUGCUGGAGUUUCUCUUUUGGCGCCAAUUUCCUUCAAACAUCUAGCCGGCUAACCUGGUCUAGUCCCCACCGUGGCUUCCUGGACAAUGACUGCCAAAGCCCGUCGCGAUACGUUGAUCUUCAAAUGGCUCAGGAAACUCAACGGCUCUCAAACAGCCGCGCGCCUGUUGCCAUGGUGACUGGGCGAGAGGCCGGAAGCGAGGCCUAGCUUGGGGUCGCCUUGUGGUCUCUUGAUUGCCGCGCCUCGCCCUUACCAGGAAGAUUUGCCUGAUGACUAGGCAGCUGCUCAUGUUCAUUAUCUGACGUGAUGGGACCGAGCCAGCCAGCUUCUACGUGUGUUCAUCUGGCAUCCAGUCUCCAACUGGGUCCAAGGAGUGACCCCAGGAAUCUUCAGCCCCAGAACCAACUUCAAUUUAAUAGGAAUGUUCCUACAAAUCCCAGCAAUUUGGCAGUCCGGUACUCUUGCCCACAUGGAAUUAAAAUUGAAAAACUGAAACACUCAUACAAUGAAUUGUAUCAUGGUAAAGACUUGGAUUUUAGAGCUGGAAAUGAGUUAAGCAGUUCUGUCUCAUUUUCUGUCAUAUCAGAAGAGAGGCUUAGCUAUGCUGUCCACCUAGCCAAAAGAGAUGUAAAACGAAGACAGUUUGAAGAACAUGUAAAAGAUCAUCUCAGAAGUCAGCCCCAUAGCUCUCAUAAGUGUAUGCACACCAAGGUGGGAAAGAAAGACUCGAAGAAUCAGGAUGUCUGCCAUUGCAGCCACCAGCCGUCCAGAGUAAGCAUCGCCAGCUCAGGUGCCAAGGUGUAUGUGUACACGUCUCAUCCAGGACGAUCUGAUCUGACUGUGCCAAAUUCACCGCCUACCCAUGAUCCAGGACUUCAGCCACAACCCAGACUAGAGGAGAACAAAAACCUGUGGGAACAAAAAGGCCUGCUAGAAGUUCAGCGACUCCAAAAGGAAUUGAGCAGUUGUAUCCAUAAGAUAGAAGCACUAACUAAAAAAGACAAACUAGAAGAGGCUUUGGAUCCAGAUGAAGAGCAUCGAAUCCGAGUUAGGAGACAGGAGCAAGCUGUGCGCUGUGCCCGCAUGCUCUAUGUUCUUCAGCAGCAGGUAAAAGAAAUCCAGGAAGAAUUGGAUAAAUUGAGUCCACAAAAAAUUAAACAUACUAAGAAGUCAUGGGCAAUGUCUAGGCUGGCAGCUGCCCAUCGAGCAGCCAUCCGGGCCUUACAAGUGUUUGUCACUCAGUUUACUGACCGAGGGGAGCACCCAGUUCCUGCUCGGUGUAGGGAACUGGGCAGCCUCAUUCGUCAGCUGUCGCUGUGUUCUGCCAAGCUGGAUGCUGAUCCUUCUGUGCCAGACGUGGUCAUAGACAUCUUGCAGCAAAUCGAGGCUUUGGAGUCUCUCCUGGAAAAGAAAUUGUCACCUAAAAAGGCAAAGAAAUGCUUCACAGAAGUUCAGAGCAGAUUUCCUCUGGGAAGCCAAAAGAUCUUAGAGAGAUGGCCAACAGUACUGCCCAAGAGUGAGAGGAGACCCUUGGUCACAAAGGAGACAUUCCCACAAGAAACCAGUCGACCUUCUGUGGCAAAGAGGCUACUUGCAGAUGCGUGCCAGCCUGAUGCAGAGCUUCAGAGGCUGGAGAGUGAACUGGAUGUUCUAGAUGAAGAUAUUCUUCCAGAAGAAGCCCUCCGUGUAUUGGACCAUGGUACAGACUUCAAGGAUGAAACAUUAGCCUCAGCAAAACCACAAGCAGUGAGAAAGAAAACCGUGACAGGGCACAUGCCACUAAGGAAGAAAGAUACUUUGGAGUCCGCCAGACCACAGCAGGGACUACACAUAUUGGAAAGACAUCGACCAAACCAACCUUACAGCAAAAGCAGGUUGCAGCAGACAACAGUGUCAUCCAGAUUAAAAAUGAACCGACAGCCUGUGAAAGACCACAGGGCUCCUUGGAUUCCUCCAAACCCCACAUCCCCACCAGCCUCUCCUAAAUGUGCUGCGUGGCUGAGGGUGAAGUCCAGCCCUAGAGAUGCUGCAAAGGAGCAAUCCCUACAGCAGGAGGAUGCCCACAAGGAAAGUCAGCCGGGAGGCAUUGCUGAGCGAGAAGCAGCCAGGCUUUCUUGGCCAGAUGCUGAGUCUUCCAAAAGACUGAAGGAACUGGAAGAAUUGGAAGCCAAAGAAAUGGAAAGAAAGCAAAAGCAGAGGCUCGAUUGGCUUGAGGCUGAGACUUCUAGAAGAACCAAAGAGUUGGAUGAACUGAAAGCUGAAGAAGUGGAUAGACUUCAAAAAUUAAGUUUCUCUGCCACCCAGUUAGCGGACAAGGUGGAGGAGGCAGUUCUGGAGCGGCUGAAGCCCCUCUUGAUCAAGGCCCAGAGAGUGAAUUCUUCAGUGGAAGCAAAUAGUCAUUUGAAGGAUCGCCCAUCAUGGAACGCAGCAGUGGCAGCAGCCCAGCCUGCUGAGCCGGCUUCAGAUGUCCAUUUUGAAUCCAGGAAUAUUCAUCAGCUGGAUAACUGUUUGGAAGAUACUGCUCAUGAGCUCUGGGCUGUGACUCAUGAUAAGAUCUUGGAGUCAGAAACUUCAGCCAGAUUGGGGGACAGCAAGGACAGCCCAGAUCUAGAGACCAUGAUGCUCCGGAUGGAAGAAAUGGAAAAAUACCAGGAGACAGUUCGCCAAAGAUAUAAUAAAAUUGUCUACGCUGACCCUCACUUAUGGACGCACGAAGAAAGAAAUGGCCUAAACACCCCAGCAGUAAAUGAAGGACCUUUGGUUUCCCAUCCAAUCAAGAUCACCAAGACAACAACUCGCAAGUGUCCUGCUGUGAACAUCUUGUUAGAAAGGCCCUGCAAUGCCAACUCACUAGAUGAAAGUAUGGGAACAGAGGAGGGAUCAGAGAAAAAGGAGGCCCCCCUUCCCUUCUUCAGAGAAGAUCUGCAGCUGAAAGAAGGCCAAACUCCCCUCUCAGUCCCACCAAGGAUGCGGCACAGCAUUGGUGAUUACUGUAGCCGAUUUGAGCAAUUCCUACGGAUCAUAUCUCAUGAGGCUAUAGGUUCCUUCAACCCAUGGCUAAUAGCUGAAAGCUUUUCAGAUGAGCUGGUAGACGAAGCGCUGGGGGCCGUGGCUGCGGAACUGCAGGAUGUGUGUGAAGACUAUGCAGAAGCUGUGUUCACCUCAGAGUUCCUAGAGGCUGCUGCGUGAGAGCUGUCCAGGCAGGGACCUCAGAUCACUGCUGGAAGGACAGCACCACCCGCUGUCAGCCCAUGGGGGAAUCUUUGUCCUCAGCUGCCCACUGAAGGGGAAUGCCAGGGAGGUCAGCCUCUCCUUGUCUUAGCAGUGCUUCUAGAAGUUAUAAAAAGGUGGGUUACAUUUAUUAGCACCUGAGGAGCAUGAGACAAUUAGAAUGGUACAACAUUUUCAGAAUGUAUAAUUUUCCUACUGAAAUGGUGUGUUCAUUCCUCUGACUCAGUUGGAGAUCAAAAUGUUUUGAAAGGUAAUGGAUAAAGAUAUUUCACGGGGAUUCCAGCCUCUGUUAAACCCAUGGGGGUGGAGGGAUCAGUGCUAACCCAAGUGCCAUUACUGUCUAGUCCCAGCACCUGGCUCCCGGUGACGGUGGCGAGCUACGUGGAAUGCAGAGUAGCGGUGUCCCAAGCCUCUGCUCAGCAGCAGUGGAAGUGGGGAGCCCAGCACACGGGUACACAGGCCCAGCACACCUUUCUCUGUGGCUCACUUCCCAGGGAGUUUCAUGUUCUCAGUUUCUCAGAGUCAUUUAUUGCUAUUUUGACACAUGCUAGUAUAAAAAAAAAAUUUCUCCGAAUGCAGAAGUUUGAAGACAGGAGAGGGCAAGCCUUCCCCAUGCCAGCUCUCUCUCUCUCAGAAAGCAGAAGUUUCUCUGCACCACAGAGCAUCCCAUCUGGAGGAGGGAGCCAAGUGGAUGAUUUGAAGACUUCUGGACUCUUCAGAGGACCAAAGAUGCCCACGUGGCCUUUUGAAGGCUCGUAGGUCCUGGUGCCAAGGUUUUCAGGAACUCUGAAUUGAGACAAAGAAAAGGAUUGAGCAUACAAACAAGGCAACUGCCUGAAAGACGCUUUCCUGGGUCAGCUUGCCUCCAUUAUUUGUGUGAGACUUGGUGAAAGAAGUGUAAGGAACCGAGGGAGAGACACGCAAGGAAUAAUGGGAAUCUGGCUACCACAGAUGCCUCAACGUGGCCUCCUGGGAUUGUUUCUAAGGUACCAGAAGUUCAGGUGAUGAUAUAAGCUUUUUGGUCACAAAAACUGAUUGUUGUUUAAUAUUUCCCUGUUUAAUAUUACAUAACCUCAGAGAGGACAUCAAGGGCCCCACAGGUCUUGGGCAGAGAGUUAAGCACACACACUUGAGCCGUAGAGGCCCUUGCCAUGGGCAGCGUCUCCAAUUGUUAUGGCAGUUCUACUGUGCUGAUUCAAGAAAAUAAAGUCAGCGUUUUAAAUUGUGA
Apodemus sylvaticus (European woodmouse) is the source of this 4469-nucleotide messenger RNA. RefSeq names its product KIAA0753 ortholog. Lineage: Eukaryota; Metazoa; Chordata; Mammalia; Rodentia; Muridae. The transcript has 19 exons. The coding region runs from base 317 to 3199 and encodes 960 amino acids. Gene Ontology annotation, biological process: protein localization to centrosome; centriole replication. The record is from RefSeq and is a predicted model, not a curated record. Gene Ontology annotation, cellular component: centriolar satellite.